UGCUGCAUGCCGGGAGCGAGUUUUGUAGCUUAGAGACCACGGAAAAUAAACAAGAGCGCUUAGGCCUGUUUGCGGCGUUUAUUAUGAUGACUGGAAACGUGCGCGGUGCCCGAGAUCCUACUGUUGCCGGCUGCGAUGAAGGCGAUUAUGAUGAACGAAUCCGACGUAUUCAGGCACGUCUCCGGCACAGUGAGUCAAAGAGGAUGGAAUUGGAAAGAAAAAUGCUUGAAUACAGCACACCUGAUACUUCCAUAACUAAAUUGAAAUACACAAAUCUAAAAAAAUAUUUAAAUGAAAUAUGUGAACGGCAGAAGAAAUCUCUGCUCCGAAACCAAGAUUUAUUAAAAGAAUUUGAUUGCAUUGAAGCUCACAUUAGGAAGUUUGCUUCAAGAUCAGAGUCCCUUCAAAUGCUAAAGGCAGCGCAUGAAAAAGAAAUUAAAAAUAGGCUGUUAGUUGAGAGAAAAGAUACGUUAAAACAAGAAAUGAGAGAUGCUACUGAACAUCAG
Molecule: messenger RNA, 506 nt
Organism: Thamnophis sirtalis
Lineage: Eukaryota; Metazoa; Chordata; Lepidosauria; Squamata; Natricidae
Source: RefSeq, a predicted model, not a curated record